AUGGCUGAACAUCCAUACUUCACAAGGUCUAAAGACCCCAAAGAUUCCUUCUCUGAUCGAUGUUUGUCAAAAGGCAAAGAAAAAGUGGUUGAAAAUGCUGAGAACACUGAUUUGACCGAAAUUAUUGUGAAUACCACAUCAUUGCUGAACAGAACAAGAGGUGCUGGACAUACCAAUGAGGAUUGCAUCAACUUAAAACACAAAAUUCAGGACUUGAUUGAUCAAGGAAUUGUCACCCUUCCAACGGACUUGUUGGUAGCUUCAAUGGAUACUUCAUCAACAUCAAUUGAAUGGAUUUUAUCAGAACUUUUCAGACAUCCUAAUGUAAUGAAGAAACUUCAAAGUGAGUUGGAUUAUGUAGUUGGCCAAAAGGGGAUUGUAGAAGAAAAAGACCUAGAAAACCUACAUUACUUAAACAUGGUCAUAAAAGAAGGAUUUAGGCUCCAUCCAGUUGCACCCUUAUUACUUCCACAUGAGUCAAUUGAAGAUUGCACACUUGAUGGAUUUCACAUACCUAAAGGAUCUCAAGUUUUGGUUAAUGUUUGGGCAAUCGGAAGAGAUCCAGAUGUUUGGCAUGAGCCUGAAAAGUUCAUACCAGAGAGGUUUGUUGAAAGUACUAUUGAUGUUCGAGGACAAAGUUUUCAACUUUUACCAUUUGGUUCUGGCAGAAGAAGUUGUCCUGGUUUACAGUUAGGGCUUACCAUUGUUCGUUUGGUGGUAGCUCAAUUAGUUCACUCCUUCGAUUGGGAGUUUCCAAAUGGUAUGAUGUCAAAUGAUAUUAACAUGACUGAGAAAUUUGGUUUGGUAACAGCUAGAGCUCUAUCUCUAAUGGCUAUUCCUAUUUAUCGAUUGCAUAAUAAGUAAAUGCACAUGUGAAAAUAAGUCAAAUAGUC
This is a messenger RNA of Solanum verrucosum, 893 nucleotides long. RefSeq names its product cytochrome P450 71AU50-like. Bases 1 to 864 code for a protein of 287 amino acids. NCBI's taxonomy places the organism in Eukaryota, Viridiplantae, Streptophyta, Magnoliopsida, Solanales, Solanaceae. The record is from RefSeq and is a predicted model, not a curated record. Gene Ontology annotation, molecular function: iron ion binding; oxidoreductase activity, acting on paired donors, with incorporation or reduction of molecular oxygen; heme binding. The transcript is spliced from 3 exons.